AUGACCAAGCCCGAAUCCCGCUCCGGCCUCACCUUCGAGCAGUUUCUCCAAGAAGUCAGCCGCAGAAGGAAGCGGACCAGCCCGCGGAUUCAUAAGCGUCAGUUCGAGGGGGAAAUCAACAACUCCGCAGCCGUCAACCUGCAGCUCCUGCCCUUCCACCAGGCGUGCCACGCAAAACAUCCAGGAAGCCGCUCCAUCGGCGGGAAUUGCAUCAAGAACGCCGCAAGACGAAGGGCCGUCAACUGCCGAAAUCCAGCCCAUGCGCAGAUAAGCGUCGUGUACAAGCCGUGUGCCGAGGGCGAGGUAUGCAACGCAGAUAUGCUAUUCGCGUACAACUUCAAUGCUCGCAAGGUCAAAUGGCCACUCUGCGUGCAAGCGGCCAAGGUCGCCAAGAAGGAGGCGCGAACCGACCCAAACCAGGGUGGAGAAUACGCCGGCGAGUUUUAUGCUUCCAGGCCGGAGGAUCCGGCGCAGUCGGAUUUGGACUACCACUUGAACUUGGACUUGACCCUGUACACCGGACCUAGUCCCUCCUCUUACGGCCGCUUUCGCGACACGGCUGGCCAUACGGGAUCGGGAUCCAGCUGGUCGUGUUUUAGCUGCCCGCCCGGAUUGGUGACGAUUCAUGCUGAAAAGCCUUCCAUCGCGUAUGGCUAUGUCAUGUAG
Molecule: messenger RNA, 666 nt
Organism: Ustilaginoidea virens
Lineage: Eukaryota; Fungi; Ascomycota; Sordariomycetes; Hypocreales; Clavicipitaceae
Exons: 1
Coding region: 1-666 (221 amino acids)
Source: RefSeq, a predicted model, not a curated record